Triticum urartu is the source of this 2502-nucleotide messenger RNA. RefSeq names its product transcription factor PCF5. Lineage: Eukaryota; Viridiplantae; Streptophyta; Magnoliopsida; Poales; Poaceae. Gene Ontology annotation, cellular component: nucleus. Gene Ontology annotation, molecular function: sequence-specific DNA binding; DNA-binding transcription factor activity. The record is from RefSeq and is a predicted model, not a curated record.
UUCUGCUGCUGCUGCCUCCUGCUCUCCAAAGCUCCCACACACACACCCAGCCCAAGAGGAGAGAGAGAGUGAGUGAGAGAGAGAAGCCAGCAGCAGCGAAGGCUUUUGCCUCCCUCCCCCCCGCCGCCGUCCCCCCUGCUAAAAUGUGAUGUCCAAUCCAUCAGAUUGCUUCUAGUUCAGUCCCCCACUCCUCUCCUGGUUAUGGGAUCCGGCGAGCUGGAUGGACGCGCAUUGGAGCAGCACCAGUAGCGGGGGCGAAGCUGCAGCCGGGGGAUCUGGAUCCGAGGCACCACCACCGGGGCCCUCACGGAGGCGACGGCGCAGGAGGAAGAGGAGGUGGAGGUGGAGGUGGCGGCGGCGGGCAGCAGGAGGCUGCAGAUGAGGAGCAGCAGCAGCAGCAGCAACAGCACCACCACUACCGGCUGCUGCAGCUGCACCAAGAAGUGCAGCAGGACCAAGAGCCUCCGCCCGCCCCCGUCUUCCAGCUCUCGCACCUGCAGGCCGCGUCCGUGAGGCAGCCGGGCUCGUCCGCCGAGUAUGCCCUUCUCGCGCCCAUGGGCGACGCCGGCCAGUCCCACCAUCACCACGGCCUCCACACGCAGCUCCUGUCUUUCGGAGGCGCCGACCAUCACAUGCAUCAGUUCACGGCGCAGGCACAGCCGCCCGCGGCGUCCCAGACGCGGGCGCGAGGAGGACGAGGCGGCGAGAUGGUGCCGGCGGCGACGCCCGCGCGGGUGAGGGGCGGCGGAGGCGGGGAGAUCGUGGCGGUGCAGGGAGGGCACAUUGUGCGCUCCACCGGGCGGAAGGACCGGCACAGUAAGGUCUGCACGGCGCGCGGGCCUCGCGACCGCCGCGUGCGGCUGUCGGCACACACGGCCAUCCAGUUCUACGACGUGCAAGACCGGCUGGGCUACGACCGCCCCAGCAAGGCCGUCGAUUGGCUCAUCAAGAACGCCAAGGACGCCAUCGACAACCUCGACACCCUUCCCGCUUGGCAGCCCACGGCCGUCGCCCCCUCCGCCAGCAAUGCCGCCGCGCCGCCGUCCUCCUCCACCCAACCUGACUCCGCCGACAACUCGGACGACCAGGCGCAGGCCAUCACCAUCGCGCACUCGUCGUUCGACUUCGCCGGCUCUGGCGGCGCCGGAGGAGCCACGGGCGGCAUCAGCUUCCUCCCGCCGUCGCUCGACUCGGACUCCAUCGCCGACACGAUCAAGUCCUUCUUCCCCAUGGGCGGGACCGCGGGCGGGGAGCCGUCGUCGUCCACUGUGGCUGCGCACUCGUCGGCCAUGGGUUUUCAAGGCUACACACCGGACCUCUUGUCGCGAACCGGCAGCCAGAGCCAAGAACUCCGGCUGUCACUGCAGCCUCUACCAGACCCUAUGUUUCACCACCACCACCAGCAGCAGCAGCAGCAGGAGCAGCACCGGUCGCAUGGCCACGACGGCAACGGCACCGGCCAGCAGGCACUAUUCCCCGGUGCGGCCAGCUACUCAUUCGGCGGUGGCGGCGCCAUGUGGGGCGAGCAGGCGGCGAGCCAGCGCAUGAUGCCGUGGAACGUGGCCGACCCAGGCGGCGGGAGCACCGGCGGCUACCUGUUCAACGUGUCGCAGCAGGCGGCGCAUAUGCAGGCGGCGCUGAGCGGCCAGAGCCAGUUCUUCUUCCAGAGGGGACCCCUUCAGUCCAGUAACCAGCCCUCCGACCGAGGAUGGCCGGAGACCGUCGAAGCUGACGACAACCACCCGAUGCAGCAGCAGCAGCAGCAGCACCAAGGGGGCUUGAACCCCUCCGUGUCGGCCAUCGGGUUCGGCCCCGGCGUCAGCUUCUCCGGAUUCCGCGUCCCCGCGAGGAUGCAGGGCAACGAGGAGCACAACGGCGGCAAUGGCGACAAGCCGCCGUCCGUCUCCUCGGCUUCCCACCACUGACAGCAGCAGUGGACGACAGAUGACUUCACCACCAACCAACCUCCACAGUGUACCAGUAACGACAUGAGCCAGCCAUCAGCUCCUCCACUUGCAUCACUGCCGGCGCUAGUUUGAUUCCACUUCUUCACACAGUAGGAGCGGGCGAUUGCAAGUAGCCAGGAGGAGCAAAAUCUUCACACGAGUCGGCGAUUGCAACUCUACGUUUGGUUGGUUGGUCGGUUGGUUUUCCAUCUCUUGUGCUGCGCGUGUCAUUGGUUUUUGCUUCAAGAUCACUCGGAGCUUCUUAGGAUUAGGCUUUGUGAGAGUGCAGCGACAUAGCUAGCUGGUUAGCCAGCCAGCCAGCCUCUGUGUUGCGUUGCAUUAGGUGUAGUUGAUGCUGUAGGUCACGCUUAAUUUGCUUUCUUUCUUUCACUUGUUGAUGUAUGCAUGGAUGCUUUGCUUCGCCCUGUGGGUUCAGGACCCGGGAGAAGCAACGGUGCUACUACCUUAGAUGUUGUUGUUGUCAAACUUAUAAAUGGAUGAUGGAUGGGGAGAGGAGUCUAUCACUCCAUCUCCAUCUUUCCAUCCUUUUUGGUCA